CAGGUGCCGUCGAGUGGAGGGCGCAAAGAAGGCAUCCUUCGUCGUACCAGCAGCCUGGAAUGGGGGCGCAACCAGGCUACGGCGCACCGCCGACCGGCUACGGCGCACCGCCCGCCGGCUACGGGGCGGCGCCGCCCGGCGCCGCCCCUGGCGGGCAGCCGGGCUACGGCCCCCCCGGCCCGCAGCCGGGCGCGUACGGCGCCCACCCGGGCCCCGCCGGAGCGGCGGGCCCUCCCGGAGCCGGCCCCGGCGCCGCAGGUGCUGGCACAGGCUACGGUGCUCCGCAGGCCGCGCAGCAGCAGCAGGCCCCGCCGCCGCAGAACGGCAGCAACGGCAGCGGGAACAGCGACACUGGCAACAGCGGCAACGGAAACGGGGACAACAACGGCAGUUCUGGCGGGUCCGCCCCCAAGAGUGGCAAGGGCGGCUCCGAAGCAGCUCUCAUCAGCGGGCUCACCGUUCCAGCCGUCUUGGGAGUCGGAGGCAUCGCGGUCUACUUCCUCUUCUGCCGCAAGAAGCCUCAGGUAGACCUGGGCGGCGACUCCGCGAGCGAGAUGGAGGACAGCGACCUGAAGAGCAGCGCGGACGACAACAGCAGCUGAGGAUCCCAGCGGCCCAGCCGCUGACCGCCGCCCUGCUCGCUGUAGUCGCGGGGCCCAUGCCGCCGGGCAGGGGCCUCCCCGCGGGGCCUCGGGGCCUCGCCGCCCGCCUCGCCGGGUGCCGCUCGCCUCCCCUCGAAACCGGCUGCUUUACGUCGGGGCAUCUUGGGUUACUUCGCUCCGCGCGGCCCGCGAUGGUUUUCCCGCGGGCGUCAAUCGGAACCUCCCGCGUUCCGGAGGCCCUGGGUGUCCUCCCGGUGCCGCCUCGCGGAAGCAGCGCCCCGCCCCCGAAGAAGCCUCGCUGCGCCGCGGGUGCCUAGCGCGCUGUGGCUCCAGGGGCCCAGGCCCCCCCACACGGGGUCGGACCGUAUUAAUACUGGAGCACACCGCACCGCAUCGCCGGCGCGCCUCGGCGAUGCGCGGCGCGAGGGGCGCGGAGGCCCGACCUG
This is a messenger RNA of Prorocentrum cordatum, 1048 nucleotides long. Lineage: Eukaryota; Dinophyceae; Prorocentrales; Prorocentraceae. The record is from the annotation of a GenBank genome assembly.